AUGGCACCUCCUUGGUAUCUCCUGCUCUUGGUGGCCUUAGUUGGUUUUCUCCAGUGUCCGCAUGGGUCCAUGGGUAGUGAUUUGCAGAAUGAGGGUUCAACUCAUGCCCUUCCCAUGAUCACUAACAUCUUCUGCACAGAGCAGGCAGGCUGUCCUGAAGAAUAUUCCUGCGUGAAGACUCCUAGGGCCGGAUCGGCCUGCUGCCCACUUCCUCAGGGAAUCUCCUGUCAGGAUGGACGUCACUGCUGCCCUUCAGGCACUCAUUGUUCUGAAGAUGGACAUUCCUGCUUGCCAGCUAGCAAUCAGUCUGCAGUAAUCUGUCCUGAUGGAGUCUCAGAAUGCCCAAGUGGAUCCACAUGCUGCCAGAUGGCUGACCAGAGCUGGGGAUGCUGCCCACUGGACCAGGCUACAUGCUGCAGUGAUCAUGCUCACUGCUGCCCACACAACACCCAGUGUGACCUGGUGCAUGACACCUGUAUCUCUGGGGACAAGGUGGUUCCCAUGUUCAAGAAGGUUCCUGCUAGGAUGAAGCUGCAGACUUCUGUGAAGGUCGUUCGGACGGCGUGCAAAGAUGGUUCCUCUUGUCCUGAUGGCAGUACAUGCUGUGAGCUGGGAAAACAUUCAUUUGGAUGCUGCCCAUUAAUAGCUGCCAUCUGCUGUGGAGACCACAUUCACUGCUGUCCAUCAGGGACCACCUGUGACAUCGCUCAUAAGAAGUGCGUUUCCGCAAACUUUGAGACCCCAAUGGUUACAAAGAUCCCAGCUCUUCGGGAGGAAGCCACAGUGAAAUGUGAUGAUGCAACCACCUGCCCUGGCUCAAGUACUUGCUGCCGUUUGGCCUCUGGAGAAUGGGGAUGCUGUCCACUUGAGCAGGCUGUGUGCUGCCCUGAUAAGAUUCAUUGCUGUCCCAAUGGAUAUACAUGUUCAGGAGGCAGCUGUGAGCAAGGCCAGAACUCCAUCCCUUGGAUGAAGAAGUUACCAGCUCUGAAGCAACAGGCCACAGUAAAAUGUGACGAAACCGCUACCUGCCCUGGCACAACUACCUGCUGCCGUUUGUCCUCCGGAGAAUGGGGAUGCUGUCAAUUUGAAAAGGCUGUGUGCUGCUCUGACCAGGUCCACUGCUGUCCCAAUGGAUAUACAUGCUUGGUAGAUAGCUGUCAACAAGGCCAGAACUCCACCUCUUGGUUAAAGAAGAUACCAGCUCUGAAGGAAAGAAGUGCUGACAUUCCUUGUGAUCCAACCACAUCCUGCCCUGACAAGACUACCUGCUGCCGCCUUCCUACUGGAGAUUGGGGUUGCUGCCCUAUUGAAAAGGCCAUCUGCUGCUCUGAUCAGUCCCACUGCUGCCCCAGUGGUUGGAGGUGUGGGUGAGCAGGCUACCUGUUCUGUAGGUCCACUUUCUUUUCCAUGGCCCAGCAAGACUCUUUCCAGUGCACAGGUCAAGUGUGACAAGUCUCACAGCUGUCCUCAGGGUACCACAUGCUGCCAUACAGAGGGUGGAGGUUGGGCCUGCUGCCCCCUGGAAGAGGCUGUGUGCUGCUCAGACCACUUGCACUGCUGCCCUAGUGGGUACACUUGCGAUGUGACGGCUGGAACCUGCAACAAACCACUUGAUGAGCCAGUUACCCCAGCUGAGCCAGUUACUCCAGUGACUCCUCUGGACUAUGUCUGGUGUAAUGCCACACAAGCAUGUUAUGAUGGGCAGACUUGCUGCGUAGGGCCUGGUAGUGUCUGGACAUGCUGCCCCUUUCCACAGGGUGUGUGCUGCCCGGACAGAAUCCACUGUUGUCCUUACGGCCAUGUUUGUCUGAACUACGGGGCUCAGUGCAGCCGAUCUGGGAGUCCACUAUGGGACUUGGGAUGGUUAAAGAAGAAGCAACCCACUCUGUAA
Messenger RNA from Staurois parvus, 1891 nucleotides. Lineage: Eukaryota; Metazoa; Chordata; Amphibia; Anura; Ranidae. The record is from the annotation of a GenBank genome assembly.